Racocetra persica is the source of this 284-nucleotide messenger RNA. The record is from the annotation of a GenBank genome assembly. Lineage: Eukaryota; Fungi; Glomeromycota; Glomeromycetes; Diversisporales; Gigasporaceae.
GUAGUAGGCUUAGUAAAGAUUAUACUAUUUUACCUAAGGAGGUGUAUGAAGAAGAUAUGAAAACAAUUAUGCUUGUAGACAAAUAUCUGAAACAAUUAUAUAAUCUAACAUUUGCAUAUAUAGAAUACUUGGGGUGUUCUGCUCAGAAUGGUUGUCACAAAGAUAAAUAUAAUUGGAAAGGUUGUAUUUCAAUUUUUUAUGACAAGCUACUUAAUUUGUAUAAUAUUGAGUAUUAUAGAAAUCAUGAUCCAGAUCACAAUCUGGAAAACUAUUUUAGAUAUCAA